Messenger RNA from Vicia faba (fava bean), 750 nucleotides. The record is from the annotation of a GenBank genome assembly. NCBI's taxonomy places the organism in Eukaryota, Viridiplantae, Streptophyta, Magnoliopsida, Fabales, Fabaceae.
AUGAGUAGCAUCGGAACAGGCUACGAUCUAUCCGUCACUACUUUCUCACCUGACGGUCGCGUUUUCCAGAUCGAGUAUGCUGCCAAAGCCGUCGAUAACAGCGGGACUGUUAUUGGGAUCAAAUGCAAAGAUGGAAUUGUGUUGGGUGUUGAGAAGCUUAUUCCUUCCAAAAUGAUGCUUCCGGGUUCCAAUAGAAGAAUACACGCCGUUCAUCGCCACUCUGGAAUGGCUGUGGCAGGAUUAGCUGCAGAUGGCAGGCAGAUCGUUGCCAGGGCUAAAUCUGAAGCAAAUAACUACGACAGUGUGUACGGUGACCCAAUUCCUGUUAAGGAGCUUGCCGAUCGCGUGGCUAGCUAUGUGCACCUUUGUACAUUAUAUUGGUGGCUCAGACCUUUCGGCUGUGGUGUCAUACUAGGUGGUUACGACAGAGAUGGACCACAGUUGUACAUGGUUGAACCUUCUGGCGUCUCUUAUAGGUACUUCGGUGCUGCAAUUGGGAAGGGCAGGCAGGCUGCGAAAACAGAGAUUGAAAAGUUGAAGCUUGCAGAUUUGACCUGCCGACAGGGAGUUAUUGAAGUAGCUAAGAUUAUAUAUGGAGUUCAUGAUGAGGCCAAGGAUAAAGAUUUCGAACUCGAGAUGAGCUGGGUGUGUGAGGAAUCAAAUCGUCAACAUGAAAAGGUCCCAGAGGAGCUUCUAGAAGAAGCUAAGACAGCAGCCAAAGCAGCUCUUGAAGAAAUGGAUGCAGAUUAA